AAGGCACCCGGAAAAAGAAGAAAACAGUCAGCUGACUUGACUGUUUGUGUUGAGUAGUUUUUGACAGUUUAAAGGCAGUUGUUUGGUCAUUUCGUUUAUUGCAUUAUCAUAAGUUAGGGAGUUUUAGCUAUGCUACGACCAAAGGCGUUAACGCAGGUUCUCAGCCAAGCGAACACAAACGGAGUCCAAAGCACACUCUUGCUGAAUAAUGAAGGUUCACUUCUGGCUUACUCUGGGUACGGGGAUACUGAUGCACGAGUGACAGCCGCCAUCGCUAGCAACAUCUGGGCAGCCUACGACAAGAAUGGCCACCAAGCCUUUAACGAAGACAAACUAAAAUUCAUAUUGAUGGAUUGUAUGGAGGGAAGAGUGGCCAUUACUCGUGUAGCCAACCUACUACUGUGUAUGUACGCCAAAGAGACAGUGGGAUUUGGAAUGCUUAAAGCCAAGGCAGAAGCCCUGGUGCAGUACCUGGAGGAACCAUUAACCCAAGUGGCAGCAUCAUAGCGGAGAUGUGACGGAAGCUCUGCCUGUCGCAAAAGCAUCACAAGAUCCAGGUCAUUCAUGGGCUACUGUAACAUUUUGUGUACAUGCAUAUAUUUAGUGUGAGUGAGUAAACGUGUGUGGGGUGGGGGAUGGGCAGUGUAUUUAUAAUCUAUAUAUAAACUAUUUGCCCUUCCUUGUGACUCCGUUUAUGUAAUAAAUGACCUGUUCUCCACAUAAUUUGUCAUUAAAAGGCUGAUUGAUUCAAA
Molecule: messenger RNA, 752 nt
Organism: Micropterus dolomieu (smallmouth bass)
Lineage: Eukaryota; Metazoa; Chordata; Actinopteri; Centrarchiformes; Centrarchidae
Gene: lamtor2
Product: late endosomal/lysosomal adaptor, MAPK and MTOR activator 2
Exons: 4
Coding region: 130-507 (125 amino acids)
Biological process (GO): cellular response to amino acid stimulus; positive regulation of TOR signaling
Cellular component (GO): Ragulator complex
Molecular function (GO): molecular adaptor activity; guanyl-nucleotide exchange factor activity
Source: RefSeq, a predicted model, not a curated record